CACCUUAAAAGAACAUUUUUGGAAACUUAAGAGUAUGUCCACUUCUUCAGCCACCAGUACACCACUGGCUGUAAUGCAACACAUGGAUGCCAAACGCCAUAAAACUCAUCAGAAGAUAUGCAUGUAGUACACACUCCUAGACUGUGGAGGGCAGCAUUACACUCUACAGUGCACAACCUGCCGGAAUAUCAUUCAAAGAAGAAGUUUGUAGUUUCCGGGUGUUGUCAGUUAGCAUGUGUGUCUGUGCUAACGUUGUAGAUUCUCAGAGUAAUGUUAUAAAGACGUCAGUGUUGAGUUCUUCUUCUGUGACUCUUGGAUGUGUGUCAGAUGUCCGGGUUUCAGGAUCUUAAAGAUUUCUUCAGACGGCGGCUGCUCGCUGCGGUUAUCAGAGAUAUAUCAGAAACAACAACAUGUGGAUACGAAGAGGAGCUCCACCGACAAAGAAAAGUGCUGGAUGUGAUUUUAACACCUGAAAUCAAGCUGCAGAGAGCAGCAGCUGUUGGUGAGUAAAGAAGAGCUUCCUCCUGAGCAGCAGGAGUGGAGCCACAUUCUGGACCAGGAGGACACUAAGCCCCAACACAAGAAGAACAGGAGGAACUGUGGAGCAGUCAGGAGGAAGAACAGCUUCAAGGACUGGAGGAGGCUGAUACCACCAUGUUCCCCUUCACUCCUGUCUCUGUGAAGAGUGAAGAUGAUGAAGAGAAACCUCAGUCCACACAGCUUCAUCAGACACAAACUGAACAGAUGGAAACUGGAGUCGAUGGAGAGGACUGUGGAGGAGGAGAACCAGAGAGGGACUCCGAUCCAGAGAGACAUUUACAACCAGAGAUUGAGGUCAAGAUUGAAGACUCUUCAGAACCUGAGACUGAUGACAGUGAUGAUUGGAGAGAGACCAGAGAAAAUCAGUCAGAUUUAACCUCUGUGGAAAACAUUGCUAAUAAGAAAUCACAUUGCUGCUCUAAGUGUGAUAAACCAUUCAAAACCAAAUGGCUUUUGGAACAACAUAUUAGAAUUCACACAGGAGAGAAACCUUUCAGCUGCUAUGUUUGCAGUAAAAGUUUUAAUCUUAAAGGAAGUAUGACAAAACAUAUGUUAGUUCACACAGGAGAGAAACCCUUCAGCUGUUCUAACUGUGGUAAAAGUUUUAGCCAAAAACAGUCUCUGACCAAACACAUUAGGAUUCACUCGGGAGAGAAACCCUUUGGCUGUCCUGAGUGCAAUAAAAUUUUCAAUAUUGAAACAAAUCUGACAAGACACAUGAGAACUCACAGAGGAGAUAAACCCUUUAGCUGCCCUGAUUGUGGUAAAAGAUUUGGCCUUAAGCAGAGUCUGACACUUCACAUGGCGUCUCUCCAUCAUAUAGUGGAGAACCCCCUCCGCUGCUUUAUUUUUGACCAAAAUGUGUCUAGUUUUAACCAGUUAGAGGAAGACAAGGGUGUUGGAGGUCAAUUUUCAGAGCUUCAUCAAAACGAAACUGAUGAGAAAAGAGAGGCAGGAGCUGACAGAGAGCAAAGUGGAAGAGCAGAACCAGCCAGAGACUCGGACCCAGAGAGACGUUUACAAGCAGACACUGAAGACUCUUCUGAAUAUGAGAACGGAGGAACUGACGAUUGGCAUGAGACAACAGAAUAUCAUUCAGGUUUAAACUAUGUGGAAAACAUUACAACUGAGAAGCAAAGUGCUGAUGUGAAAUUACAUAGCUGCUCUGAGUGUGGUAAAACAUUCAAAAAGAAACAGAAUAUGACCAGACACAUUAGAAUACACACAGGAGAGAAACCAUUCAGCUGCUCUGUUUGCAGUAAAAGAUUUAACCAAAAAGGUGCUCUGUCCACACACAUGAGAAUUCACACCGGAGAGAAACCCUUCAGCUGCUCUCAGUGCGGUGAAAGUUUUAACCAAAAAUGGGUUCUGAUUAGACAUAUGUUGGUUCACACCAGAGAGAACCCCUUCAGCUGCUCUGAGUGCGGGAAAGGAUUUAAACGAAAGUCUAGUCUGACACUUCACAUGGCCCAUCACAGAGGAGAGAAACCCUUCAGCUGCACUGUUCCUGACCAUAGCUUCUUCCUGUCUAAUCAGUAGAUGAGUGUGUUAAUUUUACUUUUUGCUGUUGAUAAGCUCUCAGUGAAGAAACCCUUCAUCUCAGUUAUUCCCUUAUAUGGACUGAUAAGUAACAUAACCUAACACAUGGCCCUUAAUUGUGAGCUAGUCAGAAAGUGACAAUGCUGAUACUACCUACCAGCCCAUAUGGCCCACAUUGCCUCCACAACCCAAGCAUGUAGAACAGGAUCGUCAAACUUAUAUUGGGUCCAGAGCUGGAUUUGUUUAGUUUAAACAAUUGAAUAUAGGCUUCUUAUACCAAUCUGUGAGUGCACACACAAAAAAAGUAAAAUGUUCCUAAAUCACCUAUCCAGUUAUACCCAGAGUGUUCUUGAACCAAUUGGAGUACAAGCACAUGAAGGUCUCCUUUAUAAGCUUACAGUCGGCAGUUUCAGAGCGUGUCAAAAUGCUUCCAAUAAUAAUUUACCUAGGUGGCUCUGGAUCAGUUGGUAGAGUCGGUCGUCUCUCAACCAGAAGGUCGAGGGUUUGAUCCCCCAGCUUCUGCAGCAAAUGUCCGAUGAGUCCUUGGGCAAGACACUUAACCCGAUGUUGCUCCAGCUGUUCGUCAGCAGCGUAUGAAUGUGUAUGAAUUGAUGAGUUAAUACUGAUGGACUCUUUAAACAGCAGCCUCUACCAUCAGUGUGUGAAUGUGUAUGAAUGGAUGAGUUAAUACUGAUGGACUCUUUACUCAGCAGCCUCUACCAUCAGUGUGUGAAUGGAUGAGUUAAUACUGAUGGACUCUUUACUCAGCAGCCUCUACCAUCAGUGUGUGAAUGGAUGAGUUAAUACUGAUGGACUCUUUACUCAGCAGCCUCUACCAUCAGUGUGUGAAUGGAUGAGUUAAUACUGAUGGACUCUUUACUCAGCAGCCUCUACCAUCAGUGUCUGAAUGUGUAUGAAUGGAUGAGUUAAUACUGAUGGACUCUUUACUCAGCAGCCUCUACCAUCAGUGUGUGAAUGUGUAUGAAUGGAUGAGUUAAUACUGAUGGACUCUUUACUCAGCAGCCUCUACCAUCAGUGUGUGAAUGUGUAUGAAUGGAUGAGUUGAUACUGAUGGACUCUUUACUCAACAAUCAAUACAUUGAGUUGCUGCCAUGUGAUAGGCUUAUUAGAUAUUUACAAUAACGAGCAGCUGAACCUAACAAAGUGGCCUGUGAGUGUAGAUACUUCUGUGUAUACUGUAUAUACUGGUGAGAACCAUGUUCAGCCAAGAGCUUAUCCUCUCCAAUAUAGACUAUGUUUGCUAACUUCCCCUUAGCCCUCAGUUUUCACAAACAUGACACAUCAGAAGAGAAGAAGAGAGACAUUUUCAACCAGAGACUGAAGACUCUUCUGAACCUGAGGACAGUCAGUCAGUUUCUCUCAGUGAAAUGAGAAACCACUCAGCUGCUCUUAGUGUUAUCAUUUAGCUACAUGUACCUUCUUUGCCACAGUAUUUUUAUUUACAUCAUAGCACAAUAAAAUACAGCUUUUUGACUGCUCAUGCUUUAUGUCUAGAUGUAAAAUUGCUGCAUUUACCAACAAAACUAAAUGUAUAAAGAAAUGACUAAGAAAGGUCAUAUAUGCAAAAUUGUAGUUGUAAGAAGUGCUGAGUAUAGAAAGCAUUUAAAGAAUAAAUGAAAGUUCUUAAUGCUUGGAAACUGCUUUGUCCACACAGAUCAGUCAUUGGCUUAAACAUUUGUGUUAUUUCUUCAUAUAAUUCAUAAAAAGGUCUCUGUUGUUGAGCCUACAGUAUUUAGGGUUUCCUUUCUAAUGGAUGAUAACAUCUGUCUUAUCCAAUGAGUAGUGGUUUAUCUCUGAACAUUUUUCCAUUAAAAUGCAAAACAUUUUAAUAAAUGCUUUUUUAUUUUUACUAUAAUGAAGUUUCUCGUGAUUUAAGUCCAACAGAAGAAGCUUAGCAUGGAGAUAAAAUGUUCUUCUCUGUUGUAAUUCUUACCUCUUCCCAAAGCAUGUUUUUUUUCUGCAUUGCCAAUGAAAUAAUGUCCUUAUCGUUUCAUACAUGUUGUGCAGAUA
Messenger RNA from Labrus mixtus (cuckoo wrasse), 4110 nucleotides. Its product is annotated as gastrula zinc finger protein XlCGF57.1-like. Gene Ontology annotation, biological process: regulation of transcription by RNA polymerase II. Gene Ontology annotation, molecular function: DNA-binding transcription factor activity; RNA polymerase II cis-regulatory region sequence-specific DNA binding. The record is from RefSeq and is a predicted model, not a curated record. The transcript is spliced from 2 exons. Lineage: Eukaryota; Metazoa; Chordata; Actinopteri; Labriformes; Labridae. The coding region runs from base 655 to 2079 and encodes 474 amino acids.